Molecule: messenger RNA, 798 nt
Organism: Anopheles marshallii
Lineage: Eukaryota; Metazoa; Arthropoda; Insecta; Diptera; Culicidae
Product: serine protease snake-like
Exons: 4
Coding region: 1-798 (265 amino acids)
Biological process (GO): proteolysis
Molecular function (GO): serine-type endopeptidase activity
Source: RefSeq, a predicted model, not a curated record
AUGAAGUCAUUUGCGGUGAUGCUGCUUCUAUCGGCGUGUCUGCUUUUCGCUGUACGCAUACGGGGUAUCGUCGCCCAAAACAGCGACCAAACGUCUCACAUCGUACUGCUCGGAUCAACAAGACCCGAUGGCACGCGUGAAUUCCGGUGCGGUGGAUCAUACCUCGGCCGUAACAUAGUGCUGGCCGGUGCACACUGUAUCAGCGGGAAAAAUCAACCCACCCUCGACACGGUGCGUUUCGGCAGUGGUACGAACAAUGUUAUGCAUUUUCGCAUCGUCAACCACACGCUGCACUAUCGCUACAAGCCCCAGUUCGAAUACCAUAACAUGGCUGUGUACUAUCUGGAUGCGAGUCCCGAUAGUGUCGGUGCCGGACGCUUCAAACCGGCUUGCAUACUGAAGCCACACAUGAAGCAGGGCAUUGUGCAGAUGGUUGGGGACAGCUCGGACGGGCGCGGAUUGUCGCUUCAGUCGACCUCGCUGGAUGUGGUACCGUCCGAAAAGUGUCACGAAUACUACAAUCCCAUACCGAAGCUUCGCUUCGGUGUGCUGCUCUGCUGUUUCUGUGCCAUGAACUCCGACACAACCGAAUGCUCUAAUAUGCACAGCUCUCCCCUACAGCUGGUAAUCAAUCGGAACGGGAAGCGGGUACCAUUUCUCAUCGGUCACAAGUCGAUCGGUAAGGCUUGCGGUGUCAAAAGUCCAGCCGUCUUCACACGCUACGGAUCGUACUACGAGUGGUUGGAAACCAUCACCAAUUUACCGUUGGAGGCGACCGAUUGCUUUAGCCGCUACUGA